This is a messenger RNA of Wasmannia auropunctata (little fire ant), 6333 nucleotides long. RefSeq names its product double-stranded RNA-binding protein Staufen homolog 2 (gene stau). The transcript is spliced from 8 exons. The record is from RefSeq and is a predicted model, not a curated record. The coding region runs from base 233 to 2635 and encodes 800 amino acids. Lineage: Eukaryota; Metazoa; Arthropoda; Insecta; Hymenoptera; Formicidae.
CGAUGACGUCACGCCCCGCGCCGCUAGCUCCACAUCAAAAUGGCCGCAUUUUAGUCUACCGAGUACUUUUCUUUACUGUUUGCCAAUAGCCGUGCUAAGGGCCUGGCGGUGUUCGUUUGCGUCGGAGCGUGUCUGUUUCGCCGGAAAUUUCACUGUGUCGCGCGACACGCCCUAAAUUUCCGCGAAAUAGAGCGAACGUGACCGGGUGUUUGUCUGCGUAGAUUCUCAUAAGAUGUUACGCCAACAUCACGCGAUGCAAAAUCAGCUUCGAGAUCAUAGAAUGGCAGGACCAAUGCGGCCUAUGCAGCAGGCUAACAUGCCUCAGCUACAUCAGCCGCAGCAUUUAGUACCACAUCGGAAUCCGCAUCAACAAAUACUGUCCAUGCCCCCCCAUCAACAGCAUAUGCAUCACAUGCAGCAUCCUGGCCCGCCGCAUGGAAAUCCAAGACAGCCAAUGUUGAUGGGCAUGAAUACGCACAGUACAAACAAUACCAUGGUUAGCGUUAGCAUGAAGGACCAAGCAAGUACAGUGUCUGUGACUCUUCAAAACGUACAACAGCCUCAGUAUCCACAUCAGCAGCAGCCGCAGCAGCAACAGCCGAAUAAUCAGCAGAAUCAAUCUCCCCAGCAGCAACAGCCGUCGCAGCAGCAGGUGCAACAAUCACAGUCGCAGCAGCACGUGCCACAACAAUCGAAUGUGGAGCAGUCGAAGGUGAUAACGAACGAUGCCAAUGGAGAGUCCAGAGACGACAGUGUGUCUGGUCAGAAUCAUGCCAACGCGACUAAUUCAGCUUUGGCAAACAUGAAAGAAAAAACACCCAUGUGCUUGUUAAACGAGUUGGCGAGAUUCAAUAGGAUUCAACAUCAAUACAGACUGACCAACGAGCAGGGACCGGCGCACAAAAAGAGAUUCACGGUGACACUGAAACUAGGUGAGGAGGAAUAUGUUGCCGAAGGUCCCAGUAUAAAGAAGGCUCAGCACAGCGCGGCGACCGAAGCAUUGACGAAAACCUGGUAUCGUCAACCUCCACCUAAGCCCACCAAAGCCAUGAGAAUCGGCCACCUGGGCAAAUGUCCAACAGGUUCUGGACAUUUGCCGCCUACCGUCGAAUUGAACGCGUUAGCAAUGAAACGAGGCGAGCCCACUGUUUACACGUUCCGACAAGCUCCUCCAGCCGCGUUACAGCAUCAAUUUAUGCCGCACGGAUUCAAUGCUAACUUCCCACGAAUGUACAAUCCGCGUCUACCGUACAAUCGUGGAGUUCACACGGAUCUUCAGGGGUUGUAUCUCGUCACGCUGAAGGUUGGCGAACGCGAGUUCACGGGUAGAGGUUUAACGGGCCAGGCGGCACGUCACGACGCUGCUAGCAGAGCCUUGGAGCAGUUACGGCAGUUGCCGCUGCCGGAGGAGAUCGCGAACACCAGCAACACCUCCGAGAACGGCUCGCUGGGUGGCAUCGACGAUCCGAACGCCGAGUUAAAGAGCCCCGUGUCUCUUGUCCACGAGACCGCUCUGAAACGCGGACUGCCAGUCAGUUUUGAAGUUGUAUCCGAAAGCGGUAAACCUCACAUAAGAACUUUUAUGACAAAAUGCACCGUCGGCGACAAGGUCACUGUGGGAGAGGGAUCCUCGAAAAAGGUAUCGAAGAAACGCGCCGCCGAGUUGAUGCUAGACGAGCUGAAGCGUCUUCCUCCGUUACCGGCUACCAUACAGAACCGCACGAUGCGAGUGAAACGUAAGCCGCCAGCGACGAAGAAGAAAUCACGUAACCUAAUCAAAGUUUAUCAGGAGCCCCGUGCGGAGAACGAGGCCGCGGAGGAGGUCAACCCGGUCUCCCGGCUGGUGCAGAUUCAACAGGCGAAACGGGAGAGGGAGCCGGUUUACAAUCUGAUCGACGAGAAGGGCGCCCCGAGGCGCAGAGAGUUUGUCAUGGAGGUGACAAUGGGUCAGCACUCCGCUCAAGGGAUCGGACCUAACAAGAAAUUGGCUAAGAGAGCCGCGGCUGAGGCUCUCUUAGCGCAAUUGGGAUACAGCAAGCCGUCGCCGCAGCCCGCGAAACCGUCCAUAAAGACGGGAGAGAGCGAGAACACGGAGUCGAAGCCUAGAAAAGUUACAUUUCUCGAGGACGAACAAAUGAACGACACUCAACCUCAUUCGGUAGGAGGUACCAUAGGCCGUCAAUUAGUACCUGGUCUUUUACUGGUAGACGGAGGUCAAGAAUCUAAACUGGGGAAUGGACCCAGCGUACAAAUAGUCGCUGAAGAGUUGCGCGAGCAACAACAGCAGAAUACGGCUGGUGUCUCGCCCAAGGAUCAAUUGCAUUAUUUAUCUCAGUUAUUUAAUUUCAGCGUAGAAUUUAGUGAUUUUCCCAAGGGAGUGUCUAUAAACAAGGAAUAUCUAUCACUUGUGUCGCUAAGCACUGAUCCACCGCAAGUUUGUCACGGUAACGGGGCGACAAUAACCGCGAGCCGCAAUCAAGCGGCCCUGAGGGCGCUUCGUACACUUAGUAAAUUGGGACUCGAUAAUGCCUCGAACGCAGCACAAGUGAAGAAGGACAAAGGUGCGUCUGGUGAUGGAAUACACAUUAGCAUUCAAGUUAAAAAUAACAUUAUGGAUGGAGCUAUCGAUAAGUAACUGAGUAGCGCUUAAGACAUAUAUAAUGUUGAGUUAUAUUUAUGCUUCUUUAGGACACCGCAAAAGAAAGUUAAGUGAAUUCCAAUUGUUAUACAAUUCUUUACGAAAUUGAUAAUGUUAGUUAUUGAUUAUUCAUUACCGAUUUGGAGAUGUUGCUAUUUUCCUCGACAGAGACUUUUUUUUCUUCAAUUGCGCAACAAGAAAGUCUCAGCCGCGGUUUUGUUAGUCAAUUUUUUUACUAAAUCCGAUUCCUUUCCUUUCGCGGAAUCUGAUCUAUUAAAAAAAUUCUGUCUCAUUGAAUUUUUUUCUAUAUAGUAAUAUACAUAUAUUCGUAUAUAGAAAAAAAGCUGCUAUGCAAUAAUCUGGCUAUAUUUAUAAUUUGUAAAAAUAUAUUUAUAUCUACCUCAGAAAAAUUUUGUCAAAGAUUAAAAAAAAAAAGCAGUUGUGCAUGAUCUGUAGAUAUUUUCAUUUUACACGCUUGUUAUGUUAUUGGAUUGCUUAUUAUUUACAUUGCAUACUAUAAUGAUAAAAUCGUAAUAACGAUAAAAAUCGAAUGGAUAUAAAUUUGAAUCAAUUUAUACAAAAUUAUUUAAAUUAGUUAUUAGUAUGUAUGAAAUCUUCCUGAUCUUUUGCAGUGUCCUAAUUACAUUGAAAUGCUGUUCAAGCACCAAUAAGCGACCUUUAGUAAUUGUGUAAGAAUUUUUCUUUCGUUUAAUGACUAGGAAACGUCCGAUCAGUCACAGUAGACAAUGACCAGUUUCUGUGACUGUCGGCAAUCUAUUGUUAUAAAUUACAUACAAUAGCGUAUCAUUGAACGAUUCGAUAUAAUACAGCUCUUGCAAAAUUAAUAAUGCUACGCAAAUUAUUAUUAUUGGUGCUUGAUCGUGAUUGCGAUCCUAGCAGUGACAAAUAUAAACUGCUGUAUUUAUUGUAACAUUUUCAUUGACAGGAUCACAAUAGCAAUAUACUUAUCUACAAUGAUACAAAAUGGUCAUUCUCCAGUUAGGAUCAGUCUAUAAUAUGUAAUGAAACACUAUAGGGAAAAUGUUAAGUGAAGUUCACAAUCACGACCUGGAGAUGAAAUGCGACCAUCUCUUAAUUUCUCAAUUGAAUUCCUUAGCUUCCACACAGUAUCAUGAAUAAAAUGCUAUGUCUUAUUACCUGAUUAAUAUUUAUGAAAAUGUUUUUCUUUUUUUUUUCUUCUUUUUUUUCGUAAUUCUCGACUGUUCGGAAUUGAUCGCUUUAUAUUUUUCGUGUGUACAUUUUUUCGUAACGCGCGCGUUUGAAAGGGAAAAAAAGUAGCAAUUUCAAAAACUUAUUUCCACUGAGAGUCGCAUAUGAAAAUUAUACAUAAAAAAAAAAUCACGUAUUUUUCCAGAGUAAACUCUGGCUACACGCGCCUAGAGAUGCGUGUUGAUUAAAAAACCGAUUGUGUGAAAGAUUAAGUAGCUAACGUUUAAAUUGAUAAAAAAAAACAUAGGUAAUGCGAUAUACACUGUCCCUAUGCCCCAAUUUGCUUUUCUACGCGGGGCCAGAAGCAAUCUGGGGUUAUAUAUUCAUGUAAUAACGUAAAAUAUUGAGAAGUGAAGGGAAACACAGAAAUUUCCAUACAUCUGUCAUUCGCGGUAAUGAAGAUAGGUAAUGAUACGCUGUAUGGGAAAUUUCGGCGAAAUAUAAAACGGAGGCAAGAGACGAAGGUAGAGUAGUAAAGAAAAAAAUUUGUCCCGUUGCGUCAAGAUCAUUACAAAAUUGUUUUAAAAUCUCGAUUGAGAAGCCGGCGAAAACGGCGAAUUUUGUCUGGUUGAGAAGCGAGGGGGAGGGUGGGGAAUACAGAAAUUUCCGUACAUCUGUCAUUUCGCAGGUGGACAGUAAAUGAUACGUUGCGACGGAAAUUUCGAUGCGUCAAAAAAAGAGAGAGAGAGAGAGAGAGAAAAGAAGAGAAGGCAAUAAUUCAAAAUUUGUCCCGUUGCGUCCGGACUAUUGCGAAAUUGUCAGUUAAUUUUGCUUGAGAAAUAAUCCUGAAACAACGGUGAAUUUUGUGUUACUGUCGAGAGUAAACGAGAGUUUAAAAGGAGUACUAGAGCGAGGAAGAGACUUAAUAAUGAAUGAAGAUUGAGAAACGGUACAAACUCUCUGAAUAUAUUCGCAUAACUUUUACUUCCUGAACUUGAGCUCUACCGCGCGCCUCCGCGCAAAAACCAUACGAACGUUGCCUUUUAAUUGACACGAUGUAACGACACCCAGAGACUUUGUACCGGCGAUUCUCAACCGAGCGACCCGCUGUCUUCUAUUCAUUGUUCUCGUAUUACAUAUGCGAUUUAACUGAACAACAAAUACGAGGCAGUUUACGCGAGUAGCGCUGACUGUCCAGAACGGUUGGGCGUGAAACUGUAUUAUUGUUCACUAAAGUCGCCUACAUUUUACUCCUAAAUGCCCGAUACUCGGUACAUUGAAAAAAAUUUGUAAGAAACGUUCGCGGAGAUGAUGGAUGAUCUGUCGAAAAUUAAAUUGAGGUUUGUUCGAGACAUUCGCUGGAAAAAAAAAAUUAUUUAUUGACUCUUCGAGACUCUGGUUGAGUUUUGUUUUGCCUGAUACCGAUCGCUUUCAAUAAGUGGGCCUUUCUUGUUCAUGUGUCGUUCAGUAUUACACGAGACACGGUGGUAGAUUCCAUUAUAUACAUUUAUAGUUUUUUUUUUGAGAGAGAGAGAGCCGAGCAGGACGAAGAUGCGAAUUGAACGAAUUUACGUCGCGCACGUCGCAGGAGAGAGAGAAGAAAGGAUUUCGUGCUAAGAACCUCUGUAAUACCGUAUAGUUAAUAUUAACGAAUAGAUAAGCGAAUAUAACGUAUCAAUUUACCGAGAUACCGGAAACGAAAUGUGUCCUUCGACAUUUUGAGGGGGGAGUGAGAGAGAGAGCUCGCAAAAGGCUUACGCAAAAGAAGUCGUCGACGCGUUGUCGGGCUUAGACUCGCAAGGUGUUGAGGAAACAGGCUAACAUGUCAGCGACACUGUCAGGAAGAAGGAGAGAAUUGCGUAAUACUAGUUUCACAUGCGUUAAUCCAUUAAUUCGUUCCGUCUCAUUUCGUUUCAGUGCCGUAAUCGCGCGUAUACGAGCGCCAUACGAAACGUUUGCUUACUUUCGGUUAGUAUUAGGAGAUUCGAGUAAAACCCGCUGCCGUUUUUCCACGUUACAACGUUGCUGUUCUGUAAAGCUUCUGUAAAAUACAUUCAAUACUUCUCGCAGUUUUUUUUUCCAGUUAGUUGGCGGGAACGCGUGCGCCGAGAGAAAAGUAUACGAAAUACCGUAGUCCGAUAUUAUUACGUUAGAUUUACAUUUUUAAGCGAAGCAAUUUGUUCGUUAUGCAUGUAACGCGUGUGUACGCGCUGUAUUAAAAAAAAGAAAAACACCGUAAUGCGCAAUGCGAGUCCUCGGCAGCCUCCAUCUGAGAGGAAUGAUCGAGUAAAACCGGCCCCUACAAGUCGAUCGAGGGGGAUCAUUUCGAUUGUACCGAUUGAAGCUUUAAUUGCAUUUUCGAAAGUGAAUUGUACGACGUAUAGGAAUCUACUGCUUUCCUCUAUCCGCAUCAGUUUGUAUUCGACGUUGAUGAGAGAGCGAGAUCGUAGAAAGGUUUCACGUACAUGUAUAUGGCCUUUUUACUGUGCGUUUCAAAUAUACGCAUGACAAGGUGGCACACGAAA